AUGAAAGGUUUUUUAAUCACCAAUGCAUCCAAAGAUGAGAGGUGGUUUGAGCACAUCGUGACAGGAUUCUACAUCUCGAUGUUCGUGAUCACAAUUAUGACGAACUCGUUCCUCUUCAUCGUGUUCCUCAAGAAUAAAUCGUUCCGCGACCUCAGCAAUUACCUGAUCGUCCAGAUGGCUGCAGCCGACGUCCAGUACCUUUGCGUCACCUUCGCCAUCAUCGUCAUAAAGAACCUGGAUAUAAAGCUGAGCCAGCCGACCUGCAAAGCUUUGUUGUAUGCAGAAGGAGUGGCCAGAUUUGCAUCUUCGCUCUUACUGAUGUUGAUCAGCUUAGGAAGAUCCACGUCUGUUUGCUCACCAUCGAUGUGCUAUACAUUAACAAAAAUUUCCGAAGUUAAGAAAAAAGCUUUCUUAAGCGUUUUCGUCAGCGCUGUGAUUCUUCGUCUGGGUGUCCUUUUCGUGGCGUGUGACCCUGAAAAGUGGGCCCCUGGCUACAGAGUAGCUGUGACUGUUUCUACUUACACCCUUCCCCUGGUGGUAGAGCUGACUGCCUACUCCAGAUCUUACCACAAUAUCAACCGAAGGCUUAGAGCUUCAGUGGGCAGCAAACAAGUUCUGAUGUUUAUCAAGAGGUCGUUGAAGGUUUUUGUGCUAAUCGCUGUAGUUUUUGCAGUCUCUACGCUCCCUGCAUCGAUCAUGGUGAUUCUUCAGUCAUUCCGUGUUUACACACCUAGCUAUUUUGGUGGAUACGUCGGAGAUAUGAUUGAGUGCAUUCCCUGUGUUACAAACGUCAUAUGCUGCCUGGUCUGCAGCCCUAAGUUUCGUAUGGAAAUCAGGAAACUCUUUGCAGAGCAAGCUAAAUGGGCUAAGAUUGGCCCAAUUAACUCUUUAGCAAGCACUGAGACAGAGAUUGAUAGGAAACGUUUAAGCAUCAUGGACAAGACCACUUUAAGAUUGGAUUGGAUUCUUGGCGAUGAUCCAUCUCAAGUUGUCAUUCCAGGAUCCGCUACUUUGAGGGUAGACACACCAGUCAGUACUGUUCCUCUUGACUCCAUAGAGGCACCUCAUAUGGCCUUAGAAACUAUUGCAGAGCGAGACGAAACAAGUCCCGUACGAGCAGCCGGAAAAAAGACCAGAAUUAGCACUUGGACACGUAUGCGUCAAACUUCAAACGAUCGACAGGUCCAGGGAGACCUUGCGGCAUCCAAAGACUCCGUUUUAAAUAGUGCGGACAGUGGAGUCUACUAUUCUGGGUUGCGCCAAAGAAUAGCCUCUGAGCUAUUGAAGACUCAAAAAUGUCAAAAAUUGAAAGAUGGCGGACCAGUGUGGAAAAACCUGGGAAAAAGAUUUGGAGAUGUAAUUAAAAAUAACUGUUUGAUGGAAAAUGAGAUAAAAACAGCAGAAACGGCAGUGAAGAUAAUUAAUGAGGAUGGUGAAGUUGAUUUAGAUGUUACAGCGUUUGGCUGCAAGGAUGAUGACCAAGCGUGUGGCUUAUCUCUAAAUGAAUCCAAAGAUUUAAAUGAGGACAGAAUCCCUGUGAUAGAUCCUUGUGAGGUUGUUGAGGAUGUUGAUGUUGGAUUUAAUGACCAUUCUCGUGAGGAAGUUUCUGGCUCACAAUCUAGCAUGGUUGAUCAUGACAAGUUGGAAACAAUCUGCCGCAAGACCUUUGAUGAAAGGGUACUUCAGUUGCACUGUGAAAUAUCGGAUAAUAAAACAAGCAAUGGAGUUCAUGGUUUGGAAAAGGAGUCCCCUGCUAAGGAGACAAGCAAGUGGCGUGAGCAGCUUCUGAAUGAUGCUGAAGAGAAUGAUAAUUACAAUCGCUUCUACUUUGAGUCUGAUCAUUUAGCUCUAAAAGACAAUAAGCACUAUCAUUUAUUAUUACAAACCUUGCUGAUGUUGGAGUCCCAGAGGAGUCAAGCUGUUAAGGAUCUUGAUAACCUUUAUGAACAGCAAGUUAAAGCCCUCCAAGAUCCUGUUAGUUUUGUGGAGAAGCUCCAAAAUAAGCAACAUUUAGAUCUUCCACCACGGCAGAAGAUUGUAAAGCUACCAUCAGUUCCUUGGGAGGAGUACACAGUAUCACUGAGUGCAAUAGAGAGACAGAGACUAAGUAAUCCACACCUCACCAGAGCCACUUCAAACAACCUGGGUAAAGCAGCUGAAUCGUCAUUACAAAGUUCCGAUGCAAGUGAGACACUGUGUACUGCACCUUCAGAGAGCAAUGUUUACAGUGUCUUUGGAGGAGGGUUUGUUGCAAGCCGGCAAGGAAAAACACUAGAACGAGAAAGUCUGACAAGCGUCUUCACUCCAAGAGGUAGUGAAUUAAAGAAUGGGCAAAACGACAUGAAACCGGUAACCUUCAAUCAGCCCUGGACUACUGAAGAACAGGCUAAAUUGGAAAAGUUGUUGCAGAUAUAUCCCCAGGAAGAGAUUGAAUCCAAGAGAUGGGAGAAAAUUGCUGCUGCUCUAGGGAAUAGAACUUACAAACAGGUUGCCAGUCGAGUUCAGAAAUACUUCAUUAAAUUAGCUAAAGCAGGGCUACCUAUACCCGGCCGUGUGCCCAACAUACCUCGGUUAGGAACCAGGAGUAAGCGGUCUUCCCAUCACUAUCAAACUCUUGGGUUUCGAAAUUCUACGUUUUUUCCUUCUUAUCGACCAAAAGUUUUAAUGGAAGAAGAUGACGAAAUUUCGAGUGUAGCUACGGAUGACACCGUCGGAUAUGCAUCGGAUGAGGAAACUGUGCCAGUAGACCAGCGGAAUACAGAGGAAUACAGAGAACUUGUGGGGCUGAAAAGACUUAAGAGGCAGAGACUGAAGGAGUAUCAGCGAAGUGAGAUGUCUGUCCAGCACCAUGGCUUCAUGUGUGAUGGCUGCGGAAUGAAUCCAAUAUCAGGGACAAGAUGGCACUGUACUGACUGUUCAAAGGACGCUAGUGUUGAUUUUUGCUCAGAGUGCGCUGAAAGUAGAAAUGUGAAUGUGGGUGUCCACACAAGUGAGCAUCACUUGGAACCAGUAGAUUGUAGUUCUACGUUUUUCGUGGACGGGGACUAUCUUGGACUCAGCAGAGGCAGCACUAGUGUUGGUUAUAAUUACCUGGAUCCUAAUUUCCUACCCUCUACUACCAGCUAACACAGGAAGAAAACAAGGUGUAAAGCACUUUAACCAAUAUGAGUCAAGAAAGACAUUAUACGUAGGAAAAUUCGAACACAAGAAGUGACUUAGGUUCCUCGUCUUGCUCCUGACUGGUUACUUUUAGAGCAUGCUUGUUCUGAUUAACGGUCACUAUGAGAUUAUUGUGGAAAGAAUAGUUUCCAGAUGUCUCAUUUUUUUGCCAGAAAAACAUUCUGAAUAGUUUUUGUUCCUAAGGAGUUUCCGAUAAGGCUAGUCAGACCUGAGCUAAAUAUCUCUAGGAAUAAAUCAGCCAAAACGCGGCAAAACGCGGCGAAACAACUUACAGCGCUGUGUGAUCUUAACCCAACCGUUGCAAUCCUGGUUUGCCUUCAAUCCUCAAUCAGAAAAUGCUCUAUCGCCUCUUUACUGACUCGAUUUGACCGCAGCCCAUGACAUUUUUGUUAGAGAUGCGAACCGACGAAAUCUGAUAAAUUCCAAUUUUAAUGUCGUAUGACAGAAGCAC
Messenger RNA from Stylophora pistillata, 3631 nucleotides. RefSeq names its product ZZ-type zinc finger-containing protein 3. Lineage: Eukaryota; Metazoa; Cnidaria; Anthozoa; Scleractinia; Pocilloporidae. Gene Ontology annotation, molecular function: zinc ion binding. The record is from RefSeq and is a predicted model, not a curated record.